This is a messenger RNA of Nerophis lumbriciformis (worm pipefish), 966 nucleotides long. Lineage: Eukaryota; Metazoa; Chordata; Actinopteri; Syngnathiformes; Syngnathidae. The record is from RefSeq and is a predicted model, not a curated record.
AUGAGUGCGGCGUCCGGUCCGCCGUUCGUGGUGAUGCAGCGGCCACUCGGAAGCAGCUCUGCCUUCAGCAUCGACUCUCUAAUCGGGGGGCCUCCGCAGCCCAGCCCGGGACACUUUGUGUACACGGGCUACCCCAUGUUCAUGCCGUACCGCUCGGUGAUGCUGCAGCCGCCGCCGCCGCCGCCGCCGCCGCCACCUCCGCCGCCACCUACCCUGCAGCCGGCCGGACACCCCCAGCACCCGCACUCGCAUCCGCACAUCCCGGCGCUGCAAGGCGGUUUCUGCCCCAGCCUGGCGCUCACCUCCACGCUCAUGGCCUCGCUACCUGGAGGUUUCUCGCCGAGCCAGCAACACCAGGACCCGGGCCGGAAGCACACCGAAGACUCCAAGAGUUUGGUGCCGGCGACGGCAAAGGAAGACGCGGAUACGUCGGCGCAAACGGCUACAGCGCGAGGACACGCAAGUCCGGACGAGUCCAAAGAGGACGAUUGCACGCGCAGGGACGAGAGCUUCUCCAUGGACAGCGACGGCGACUACAGCUCGGACGACAACACGCUGAGCUCCGCGGCGGCCGGCCUAGAGGAGGGCCUCCACCUCCACGGAUCGGCCGGCACGGGUACGGGCUCCGGCUCGGGCCCACCCGGAGGCGGCGGCAAGAACCGCAGGCGGCGGACCGCCUUCACCAGCGAGCAGCUGCUGGAACUGGAGAAAGAGUUCCACUGCAAAAAGUACCUGUCGCUCACCGAGCGCUCUCAGAUCGCGCAUGCGCUCAAACUGAGCGAGGUGCAGGUCAAGAUCUGGUUCCAGAACCGGCGCGCCAAGUGGAAACGGGUCAAAGCCGGGAACGUCAACAACAAGUCCGGAGAACCGUCCCGGAAUCCCAAAAUCGUGGUUCCGAUCCCGGUGCACGUUAGCCGCUUCGCAAUAAGAAGUCAGCACCAGCAGCUGGAGCAGAGCCGACCCUAG